AUGCAUUUCAUCUAUCCUGCACUCGUUGCCAUUCAAGCGUCCAGCGCCAUGGCAUGGCAGGUCAUUGCCUACGACAACGUCGAAAAUUGCGCCGCUGACAGCUCCACGACCUACCGCUUCUACGAGUCUACGGGAGACCCAGCCUACGGCUUCUGCAGCACCUGGGGUGCUCCUCAGCCUGGAGUCCACUGCCAUGAAUACCGAAAUGGAGGAGAGGACGGUCCAUUCGACUGCAACGGCGACUUUACCGACAGCCCUCAGUCAGUCGAUUUCCAUCCAGAGACAAAGAGGUCCUCCGGCAGGAUCGCCCUUGGAUCGUUCGAGUCUUACGCCACAGUGGACUGUAAUGACAAUACCAUCAGCCUGGAUCCAGACGGUGGCGAGACAUUCAACAGAUGCUACAACGAGGGCGUAGAGAGGUUUGGCUCUUGGAGUGUGCACGACAAUGGGAUCAGUGACUACUAG
Molecule: messenger RNA, 465 nt
Organism: Saxophila tyrrhenica
Lineage: Eukaryota; Fungi; Ascomycota; Dothideomycetes; Mycosphaerellales; Extremaceae
Exons: 2
Coding region: 1-465 (154 amino acids)
Source: RefSeq, a predicted model, not a curated record